AUGGGUUGUAUCGCACCAAGGCCAGAUUGGGUAGCUAAUCGACUAGGGAACGGGAGGCUCUCUCACAUGCUCUCAAACUAUUGGCCGGUCCGAGCUUUCAAUAUUGCUAUGAAUGGAGGCUUCCCUAAAGCCGAUCGUAGUCUAUCCACCGAAUUUGGAGAUACCGAUAAUCUCAUUGGCGCGUCACAAGAUCUCAAGAAAGUAACUUCAGCCGUAAAACCAGAUGACCUCAGUGCACAAUCACUCAAAACUAAACACCUGACAUUAUCAAUCUUAACAGCUCCUUUAUCUCCGGAAAGAUAUAAUGCUACUUUAGGUCGCGACAUUGAAGGAGAGCAAUCGGGGUUGGAGAAAUUGUCGGCGGGUGUGCAUCAAGAUUCGCAAGAAGAAUACUGCAUGACGAGAGAGGGAGCGAUGAGAAAGACGAGGGGGUCAAAAUUUACCAAUUUGUUUUAA
Molecule: messenger RNA, 456 nt
Organism: Melampsora larici-populina 98AG31
Lineage: Eukaryota; Fungi; Basidiomycota; Pucciniomycetes; Pucciniales; Melampsoraceae
Exons: 2
Coding region: 1-456 (151 amino acids)
Source: RefSeq, a predicted model, not a curated record